Molecule: messenger RNA, 1455 nt
Organism: Apus apus (common swift)
Lineage: Eukaryota; Metazoa; Chordata; Aves; Apodiformes; Apodidae
Gene: ADA
Product: adenosine deaminase
Exons: 11
Coding region: 42-1121 (359 amino acids)
Biological process (GO): T cell activation; purine ribonucleoside monophosphate biosynthetic process; negative regulation of adenosine receptor signaling pathway
Cellular component (GO): cytosol; external side of plasma membrane
Molecular function (GO): adenosine deaminase activity
Source: RefSeq, a predicted model, not a curated record
GCGGGAGCGGCGGGCGCGGGGCCGAGCGGGGCAGCGGCGGCAUGGAGGGAGGGCUGCGCGUCUUCAAGGACCCCAAGGUCGAACUUCAUGUCCACUUGGAUGGAGCCAUCAGGCCAGAAACAAUCCUGCACUUUGGCAGGAAAAGAGGGGUUUCUCUCCCCGGCAGCACUGCUGAUGACCUCCUGAAGUAUGUCAGCUACAAAACACCACUGACACUUACCAAAUUCCUGGAGAAGUUUAAUUACUACAUGCCUGCCAUUGCGGGUGACCGUGAGGCAGUGAGGAGGAUUGCCUACGAGCUCGUGGAAACAAAAGCAAAAGAAGGGAUCAUCUACGUGGAGGUCCGGUACAGCCCCCACCUCCUGGCCAACUGCCGUGUGGAUCCCAUCCCCUGGGGCCAAGCUGAGGGAGACCUCACUCCAGAUGAAGUUGUUAGCCUCGUCAAUCAGGGACUGCAGGAUGGAGAAAGGGAUUUCCACAUCAAAGCCAGGUCUAUUCUAUGCUGCAUGCGCCAUAUGCCAAGCUGGUCACCAGAGGUGGUGGAGCUCUGCAAGAAGUAUAAAAAUGACUCUGUGGUGGCCAUUGACCUGGCUGGGGAUGAGACCCUGAAGGUGAAUAAUACCUCUGAGCAUAAGAAGGCUUAUGAGGAAGCUGAAAGAUGUGGGAUUCAUCGCACUGUCCAUGCUGGGGAGGCUGGUCCACCUGCCAUGAUCAAGGAGGCAGUUCAUCUCCUGAAGGCUGAGCGCAUUGGCCAUGGCUACCACGUCCUGGAGGACCCUGAGCUCUACAAGGAGCUGUUGAAAGCAAAGAUGCAUUUUGAGGUCUGCCCUUGGUCCAGUUAUCUGACAGGAGCAUGUCUGCCAGACUUCAGGAAACACCCAGUAGUACAAUUCAGGAAGGAUCAAGCCAACUUUUCUAUAAACACAGAUGACCCCCUCAUCUUUAACUCCAACAUUGACAAGGAUUAUGGCAUAGUGAAGGACUACAUGGGCUUCACUGAAGAGGAGUUCAAGAGAGUGAACAUCAAUGCAGCUCAGUCCAGCUUCUUACCCGAGAAGGAAAAGCAGGAGCUGCUCAACACACUCUAUCAAGCCUAUGGGAUGGUCCCCAACGCAUCGUGACCCGUCCCUGCCAGCCAGCGUGGAGCAGUGGCCCUUCUUCAAGUGUGCUUGACCCUCCUCUGUGCUAGUGGGAGCACCAGGAGAAGGUGCCCGGGGUCAGUCUCUGUUCCUGGCACCCCUGUGUUAACCCUUACAGUUAAGCAGAAUCAGGCUGUCACAUACACCCACCUGUCACCCCCACAGACUGUCUCCCAGAUGGAUCUCCAGCUUCCUAUCUUGCUGCUGUGCAAGCAGACUGAGACUGCCUUCUGGCCUGGCUCCCUUCUCCAUCUGCCAGUCUUUCUGUACUCCAAAUGAGAACAGAAGAACCUCCCCAUAUUUGUCUUUUUCCCUC